Molecule: messenger RNA, 2121 nt
Organism: Fomitiporia mediterranea MF3/22
Lineage: Eukaryota; Fungi; Basidiomycota; Agaricomycetes; Hymenochaetales; Hymenochaetaceae
Exons: 10
Coding region: 1-2121 (706 amino acids)
Source: RefSeq, a predicted model, not a curated record
AUGUGCGUCGAUGACGGUGCACUGGGAGCUCGGCUAGCUCGUCAAGCGUUCGUCGAUGUCCCUAUAUCGAACCACUACGUCGAAGCUGCAGCGGAAGAAGGGCCACUGGGGGCACAAGGGACGCUCUUCUCCCGACGACCAAAUUUAUUAGUCUCGGGAUUGGCUGGGGCUGGUGGUGUGAUGAGAUGGAUGAUGAUGAUACCAACUUUUGUUGGCGUUGCGCGCGGAGGAGGGCACAACUAUCUGGAACAGGGAACAGAGGGCAGGGAAGAAACGCGUAUACGAUACGGACGGGACGGCGAGAGACCUCGGAGUAUGAUGGUUCUGCCGGCUGACGGAAUCAAGCUGGUAUGCUCGAAUGAGAAGCCGCAGACACACAGAUCGAAGUUGCGAAGCGAGGAAGACGGCGAAGCGCCAAAGAGAGGGGCUCCUCCAAGGCUGGUCCAGGAAAAGGAGGUCGAUUUUGGAGAUGGAAGGAUGCAGAGGAACGACUUUAAGCCCUCCAAGGGGCGCAGCGGCUGCGCGGCUCGAGGCACUCAGAGUGGGGGAUCGACAACCUCCGACCAGGUUGGAGCAACGCGCCUUGAUGAGCAACGGGGUAAAUCGCCGACCGACACUGGCCCACACCCAUACCCACAAUCAUAUUUUUGCAGCAACAAUCCCAUACAGAAGGGCGAACCGAGGAAGAACAGCGAGCGCGCACCCGCACAUUUGACCAGAUCAUCCGUCCAGAAAGAUCGCGAAUGGAGCCCAGAUAUGGAAAGUGACGCCGAGACUCAAAUUGCCUCUGGGAGGGCUCACACCGAUGACCGACGCGAUGGACUCGCGGUCCGAAACAGCACAACUAAACUUUCCUUCGGCCGAUUGCGUGAUCCGCACGAUCCGGUUCGCCGAACCAACUUGAACGAUAAUCGCGUCCCCCAGCGUUGCUACUCGCUCGGAAACACUCUUCGCCUGUUACUCCCUGCUCAUGGAAGAGCAGUGACGCAUAUGCAAGGAAUAACAACAUAUGAAAAACAUACUGAAUGCAGGAAGCGCGUUGUCGUGCUAGUCUCAGCCUUCCCGAAUGCCCCGAAUGCUCCUCAACUCCGUUUAGUACCCUUACUUUUGAACAUGAGGAUCAUUUUCUCCAUUUACCGUAACGACCUGAUCCUCGCAUAUCUAUCCUCAUUCAACCUCGAAUACACUUGCUAUCUCACACAGCUCACAGCCCAACAAGCCAGCCGCCACCUUCUUGAUCUCUCGCAGGAAAAGGACUCAAAUGGUGUCUUUAUCCAGCACAAUCCGAGAGGUCUUUUCUGCCUCGCAUCGCGCGGACUACGCUCAGCGCUCAGUGUAACAAGUAUACUCCUCGAGUGCCAGCUUCGGCAAGUAUUCUCCACGAAGUUAUCCCACUGUUCUAAACCUCGUUCCGAUAUGAGACGCGCAAUGCUCUUGAGUUGCGAGAUGAAAGCUCAAGUCCGUCCUGAAGCCUCUGUGAUUGCACAGACAAACUCAACACUGCCACUGACGUCCACGGUACGUCUCAGUAACGCUGUCUUUGCAGCUGUCCGUUUCUAUGCUUUCUCGAUCGCCUCUCGAUCAUUUGUGGGCGAGUUCCCGCUCGUCGAAAUAUUUGUGCACCAACGCCUCGAGGCCGUUACUGUUGUUGUGCUUACGUUUAGCCCUAUUAAUAUUAUCUAUGCUUCUUUUUCGUUAACACCUCUUACUGAUUACGACAGCCGUCAGUUGGUAUUAACGUUAACCUCUGCCUCCGGACAUUGUACUGCUGGCAUUUCGCUUCCUACGCUUCUAUCCACCCUCAUUCCCAGCAGUACCAUGUCUCUUUCCCCGAGAUAUGUUUCCCGCGGAUAUGUUAUCCCGCAUUUCGGAGCCACGAGGCCAUCGAUUCCGGUCGUUUUUCAGGAAUUUUUUCCGAGAGAAAAAGGAACUUUGAACGGUAAAUGGAUAGAUGAGGGGAGACAGCCGGCUCACGGUUCUCCCGCGCCGCUCCCACAUUCACUUCCUGGCUGGGCUUCGAAGGCGGACCUGGAGCUAGCAAUGGAUUCUGGCCUUCGUGGCCCUCAAAUUCAGGAGAAAAGUAACGUAGCUCCUGGGAGUUUACUCAAGCAAGGACGAUAG